Halichondria panicea is the source of this 1726-nucleotide messenger RNA. RefSeq lists its product as uncharacterized. Lineage: Eukaryota; Metazoa; Porifera; Demospongiae; Suberitida; Halichondriidae. The coding region runs from base 90 to 1553 and encodes 487 amino acids. Gene Ontology annotation, molecular function: oxidoreductase activity. The transcript has 8 exons. The record is from RefSeq and is a predicted model, not a curated record.
UACCGGCCACGCCCAACUAGCUAGCAUAUUAAAGCCUUUCUUGAUCUCCAGCUCCAGAUAUUUUAUCUGUGCAAACUAUAGAACUAGAAAUGGGUGCUGAACAAGGACGUCAUCGACACCAUCACCAUGACAAGGAGGACUCUGGCAGCCAGCCUGCAACACCACAGGACUCCAAAGCUACGGCCAAGCGUGCUACAGUGACCGCCUCUAUACCACCUCCACCAGAGCACUGUGAUGUCCUCAUCUCUUGUGCCAACAACGAGGAUGACAUUGGGCUAGUUAAACUUGUCAAAGCUGGUUUGGAGAGUGCGUCCAUCCCCCUCUACCAUGUGUCCAAUGAAUCCCCUGAGGCAGCACGGGCAGCUGCCUUGGUCCUAGUGGAUGCCAAGGUGCUUGUGUUUGUGGCGAGUGAGGGCUCAUCAAAGUGUGGCAAAUGUCAGGACCAGGUGUCUCUUGCGUACAUCUCCAACAAACCCAUCGUGGUCAUCUCUAAAAAUGCAAAGGACCCCACUGUUCAACUGUUUGAUGUCGGAAUGAAGUUGACACUGGACUCUCUCCGCUGGGUCAUAUUUGACAAAGAUGAGGAUACAAUAAGCAAGCAGUUUGUGCAGCUUGUACAAGAGCAGCUCAACCCCAAAGAGGUGGGUGGAUAUCUCGGCACUUUAAUUACUAUUAGUACUAACACUGUUCCUCCCCCCCCCAUACAGCGUACCCGAUCACCAGCACCAGUAGAGGCAUCUGUCACCCCCUCUACCAGUGUACCAGGAAAGGUCCGGCUCAAUACUAAGCUACGCGCUCAGAGCACCCUCAGAGAAAUUGGUGGAGAAGAACUCCAACAAAUCAACACCUUCUGGGACCGUAACUUCUCUGACGAAGACACUGUGCCGUGGUUCAAGUUCCAACAAGCUUUCCUCACUGACUACGAAUCUCAGCUAUCAGGUCUUUUGGAUGAGAAGAAUGUACCAUGGCUAUUGGAGAUGCUCAAGAAUGACAUAUUCUCUGGAGCUGAUGAGAUCACCAAGCUGAGGUUCAUGGAGAUUAGGGGGGAUUCCCGUGAUAAGAAUGCCUUCUGGCGAGUUAUCAGUCAGGUUGCUAUAGAGAAGUUCAACAUGAGGGAAGUGUUCAACAUGAACUCAACUGUUCGACUGACUGCUAUUGAGAAACUAGCUGCCUUCCAGAACCCUGCUGUUGUGGACGCUCUCAUUCGUCUGCUCAAGGAUGACGACCCCAAUGUACGAGCAGUGGCGGCCAUUUCCCUGGGGCGAACAGGCCGUGCUGACGAGAAAGUAGUCGAUGAUCUCAUUGCCCUGCUCAAAGAUGACGAUCGCAUAGUGAGACAGAGUGCUUGUCUUAGUCUUGGAACACUCAAAGUGGUUAAGGCCAUCCCAGAGAUUGGGAAGCGCUGGAGGAAUGACUUUAUCUCUGUGGUGCGCAAUGCCGCAAGGACAGCUCUGGAGAACAUGAACAUUCCUGAGGCCAAGGAGGUGCUCCAAGUCACCAAGGUCUUGGAGGAUGAGAUUGAAUCUCUGGCAGGAAACCAAGCUGCUGUGUAAACUCUGCUUCGUAUAAUUUAGCUAGUUUUUUUAACUGACUUUGCUAGAGGCAAAAAAAAAUACUCUUAGGGUAUGCUGAAAUUAUGAAAAUGUAUAUCAAUUUAAUAAUAGUGCUGCGAUCUCCUAUAGGCCCUUUUUUCUGUUUUUGUCACAAUAGUUCUCAACAAGAUAAA